AUGAGUGAGGACGAGCUCAUCAGCGCUGCGCCGCCCCCACCGGGGGUGACUUCGAACUUCGAAAACCCUUCAGAGUCCCUCGUGCCACAGGUUCUCGUCGUAGCGAUUCUGCUAAACUUCUUGGCGAUCAUCUUCUGUGGCAUUCGUCUGUACACCGUCCGCGUCGUGAUUCACCGCCACCAGCUCGACGACGAUCUCAUCUUCGUUGCCUUGGUCUUUGCCACCGCAUACUCCGUCAUCCAGGUCUACGAGACACGCAAUGGAGCGGGACACCACAUCUGGGACGUGUCCAGGGCGGACGCCGUCGCCUUCCACAAGCUGAGCAUGACCGAUCUGGCGGCCUACAGCCUCUCGAUUCUCUUCACGAAAGCGUCGAUAUUAGUCUUUUACCUCCGCUUUCCGCUCAAACCAAUGGUUCGAACAACAGUCUACCUCGUCAUGUUCGCCACGAUAGGUUACUCUGUCGCUGGUGCUCUCGGAUGGGUCUACCUUUGCACGCCAAUGGCCAAGAUCUGGGAGCCCGAGACGCCGGGAACCUGCGUCGACCGGGCGAUGUGGUGGUUGAUGCUCUCUGUGUGCAAUGUCGCCACAGAUCUCGCAAUCUUGCUUCUUCCCAUCUGGAUUCUCUCGCCAUUGUCUCUACGGCUGGUCAAGAAGAUUGAGAUGACGAUUUUCUUGAUGGCCGGUGGAUUCGUGGUCGAGGCCAACGUCGGCAUCAUCUGCACCUGCCUGCCCUUCCUGAAGGCGUUCAUGAGACAUGUCGCUCCCAGAAUUUCCAAGCGGUUCGCGAUGAAUGACGAUGAGCCCAACUCGCCCACCGUGUUCGACAGGGCCGCCGCUAUGACGAACCUGCCGCCCACGGUGCCCAAGUCCGCGCGGCGUAAGAGCUUCGGGCGACAGGCUGUCAAGGACGUUCCAGAAGAUGAUGGUCUGGUGCCAAUGACGGCGACGACGACGCGGAACUGGCCGCUGAAGAACGACGCGCCGUUUGAUUACAAGGAUGGGGAUGAUGACAGGAUAUCACUUGAUCGGGUGUCGUCGGAGAGGAAGACGCCGCAGAAGCCUGUUGACGCUACGGAGAUGGUAUGA
Colletotrichum chrysophilum is the source of this 1089-nucleotide messenger RNA. RefSeq lists its product as uncharacterized. The record is from RefSeq and is a predicted model, not a curated record. Lineage: Eukaryota; Fungi; Ascomycota; Sordariomycetes; Glomerellales; Glomerellaceae. The coding region runs from base 1 to 1089 and encodes 362 amino acids. The transcript is spliced from 2 exons.